This is a messenger RNA of Populus euphratica (Euphrates poplar), 3317 nucleotides long. Its product is annotated as TMV resistance protein N-like. The record is from RefSeq and is a predicted model, not a curated record. Gene Ontology annotation, molecular function: ADP binding. Gene Ontology annotation, biological process: defense response; signal transduction. NCBI's taxonomy places the organism in Eukaryota, Viridiplantae, Streptophyta, Magnoliopsida, Malpighiales, Salicaceae. Bases 255 to 3317 code for a protein of 1020 amino acids. The transcript has 8 exons.
UCUUGACCUAAAGAAACCGGACAAAAAUUCGAAGUCAUUGGAAUAAAAAGAAAGAAAAGGGCUUUGGAGGUUGGUUACUAAGAUACCAGAAGAAUAGACAAAUAUUGGGCUUGGCUGGAUCUUGUGCCUCUUUAGCCAACACUUACCACACGGAGCAGGCCUUGUACAAAAUAGCGUGGAAAGCAAUUGCUGAACCAAGCGAGCAAGUUGAGGCUAGUAGGGAUCGGUACUAAUUUAUUGCUAUAGGGAUUUUCAUGGCUUCCACCAGCGUGCAAGGAAUAACCUCAUCUUCAUCUUCUUCUUCUCCUCCUCCACUAUAUAUGCAUGAUGUGUUCCUUAGUUUUAGAGGCAAAGACACCCGGAACAACUUUACUAGUCAUCUAUAUUCUAAUCUGGCUCAGAGAGGCAUCGAUGUAUACAUGGAUGAUAGGGAGCUCGAGAGAGGAAAGACCUUCGAACCUGCUCUCUGGAAGGCCAUCGAAGAAUCAAGGUUUUCUGUCAUUGUAUUUUCAAGACAUUACGCUUCUUCACCAUGGUGCUUGGAUGAACUUGUCAAGAUUGUUCAGUGCAUGAAAGAGAUGGGGCACACUGUUCUGCCAGUGUUUUAUGAUGUGGAUCCCUCAGAGGUAGCCGAGCGCAAAGGGACAUAUGAGAAAGCCUUCGUUGAGCAUGAACAAAAGUUCAAGGAAAAUUUGGAGAAGGUCCAGAACUGGAAAGAUUGUCUCGCUACAGUGGCCAAUCUAUCAGGCUGGGACGUGCGGGAUAGGAAUGAGUCGGAAUCAAUUAAAAUAAUUGCUGAAUACAUAUCGUACAAACUAAGCGUCACUCUGCCAACAAUUAGCAAAAAAUUAGUUGGAAUAGAUUCUCGUGUAGAGGUAUUAAAUGGCUAUAUAGGGGAAGAAGUAGGCAAAGCAAUCUUCAUAGGGAUCUGUGGGAUGGGUGGCAUAGGUAAGACGACUGUUGCAAGGGUAGUAUAUGAUAGGAUUCGUUGGCAAUUUGAAGGCAGCUGCUUCUUAGCAAAUGUCAGAGAAGUUUUUGCUGAGAAAUAUGGACCACGCCGUUUACAGGAACAACUUCUUUCUGAAAUCUUAAUGGAACGUGCUUCUGUAUGUGAUUCUUCUAGAGGGAUUGAGAUGAUAAAGCGGAGGUUACGACUUAAAAAGAUUCUUCUUAUCCUUGAUGAUGUAGAUGACAAAGAACAACUAGAAUUCUUGGCUGAGGAGCCUGGAUGGUUUGGUCCAGGGAGCAGAAUUAUCAUAACUAGCAGAGAUAAAAAAGUGGUACCUAGAAAUAAUAAUAAUAAAAUUUAUGUGGCUGAGAAAUUGAAUGAUGAUGAUGCUCUUAUGUUGUUUAGCCAGAAAGCUUUCAAAAAUGACCACCCUGCUGAAGAUUUCGUGGAACUAUCCAAGCAAGUUGUGGGUUAUGCAAAUGGCCUUCCACUGGCUCUUGAAGUUAUUGGUUCGUUUUUGUAUGCAAGAAGUAUCCCUGAAUGGAGAAGUGCAAUUAAUAGAAUGAAUGAGAUUCCUGACGGCAAAAUCAUUGAUGUGCUUCGCAUUAGUUUUGAUGGUCUCCAUGAAUCAGAUAAGAAAAUAUUUUUAGACAUUGCAUGUUUCCUGAUGGGGUUUAAAAUUGAUCGAAUAACAAGGAUACUUGAAAGCCGUGGAUUCCAUGCAGGUAUUGGAAUACCAGUUCUUAUUGAGAAAUCUCUUAUAAGUGUCUCUCGGAAUCAAGUCUGGAUGCAUAAUUUAUUACAGAUAAUGGGUAAGGAAAUUGUUCGUUGUGAAUCCCCUGAAGAGCCUGGAAGGCGCAGUAGAUUGUGGACAUACGAGGAUGUCUGCCUUGCACUGAUGGAUAACACAGGAAAAGAAAAAAUAGAAGCCAUUUUCUUGGACAUGCCUGGAAUAAAAGACGCUCACUGGAACAUGGAAGCCUUCUCUAAAAUGAGUAGACUAAGAUUGCUCAAAAUCGACAACGUUCAGCUUUCUGAAGGACCUGAAGAUCUUUCCAAAGUACUGGGUUUACGCGCUUGCAAUCUAAGAGAAGGGGCACUUCCUGAAGAUAUUGGCUGCUUAUCUUCAUUGAGGUCUUUAGAUGUGAGCCGGAAUAACUUUGUUAGGCUGCCUAGAAGCAUAAAUCUGCUUUAUGAACUGGAAACGCUUGUCUUGGAGGAUUGCACGAUGCUUGAAUCAUUGCCUGAGGUUCCGUCUAAAGUUCAAGCUGUAUAUUUGAAUGGUUGUAUAAGACUAAAAACAAUUCCAGAUCCGAUAAAGCUAAGCAGUUCCAAAAGCUCAGAGUUCAUAUGUCUUAACUGCUGGGAAUUGUACAAUCAUAAUGGUCGAGACAACAUGGGGUUGGCCUUACUUGAAAGAUACCUCAAGGGUUUGUCUAAUCCAAGACCUGGAUUUAGUAUCGCUGUUCCAGGAAAUGAAAUUCCAGGCUGGUUUAACCAUCAAAGUGAGGGAUCUUCAAUUAGUGUGCAAGUGCCUAGUUGGAGCAUGGGGUUUGUUGCGUGUGUUGCAUUCAGUGCAAAUGGUGAAAGUCCUCUUUUUUGUCAAUUCAAAGCCAAUGGAAGAGAGAAUUAUCCUUUGCCGAUGUGUAUUAGUUGUAACUCUAUCCAACUUCUGUCAGAUCAUCUUUGGCUAUUCUAUCUAUCUUUUUAUUACCUUAAAGAGCUUAAAGAAUGGAAGCAUGCAUCCUUUAGCAACAUUGAGUUGUCAUUUCAUUCUUACGAGCCAGGAGUAAAGGUGAAGAAUUGUGGUGUCUGUUUGCUAACUUCUGUAUAUAUUACCUCACAACCAUCUGUCCAUUUUAUUGUUACAAGCAAAAAAGCAGCUUCUUUAUAUAAAGCUUCUUUAGCUUCUUCUUCAUCUUACCAUCAAUGGAAAGCCAAUGUUUUCCCUGGCAUCAGAGUCUCAGACACUGGUGAUGCUUUCACCUAUUUAAAGUCAGAUCUAGCCCAGAGAUUCAUUAUCCCAUUCGAGAUGGAACCAGAGAAAGUAAUGGCAAUUAGAUCAAGACUCUUUGAGGCCAUUGAAGAAUCAGAGCUGUCAAUUAUUAUAUUUGCCAGGGAUUGUGCUUAUUUACCUUGGUGCUUUGAAGAACUUGUCAGGAUUGUCGGAUUCGUGGAUGAGAUGAGAUCGGACACUGUGUUUCCAGUUUCUUAUGAUGUCAAACAAUCAAUGAUAGAUGAUCAAACCGAGAGUUACACAAUUGUCUUUGAUAAGAACGUCGAAAAUUUCAGGGAAAACGAGGAGAAGGUGCCAAGGUGGAUGAAUAUUCUCAGGGAAGUUGAGAUUUUAACUGGAUCGAGAAGGUAA